This is a messenger RNA of Acaromyces ingoldii, 1903 nucleotides long. RefSeq lists its product as hypothetical. The transcript is spliced from 3 exons. Bases 160 to 1677 code for a protein of 505 amino acids. The record is from RefSeq and is a predicted model, not a curated record. NCBI's taxonomy places the organism in Eukaryota, Fungi, Basidiomycota, Exobasidiomycetes, Exobasidiales, Cryptobasidiaceae.
UCCCGGAAAGCCAGGCGGCGCUAUCGCUGGGCAGCAGUGCAAAGGGGGCAGACAGAGACGGCGCUCCCUCGGCAAGCCCACCACCUACAAUGACGAGGCCUGUAGCGGUCAGAAAGGCACUCUCCCUCGGUCCACCACUGCGCACCGACGACGACGACGAUGGCGAGAAUGAAGGUGACGAGAAUGGGGGGACAGCGAAGCCUGGCACGGCAACAGAGACAAGGGGGCCAGAGACGCGGCCGGCUGCGGCCAUGCGAAGGGAGAGUUCAUCACCAGGCCAUCACGAGCUCCGUUCUGUCGCCAAGCCAGAGCCCCUUCCUGCCAGACUGGCUUCGCGAAGGCGUAGUCGACGACAACGAGGACGAGAUCAAGCCCAAGGAGCUCAAGGCAGACGAGGUCGAUCACAAGCGCGGCAUAAGGAAGGUGGCGAUGAUGCAGACGAGGACAGAAGCCCCUUCAUGUCCGGCAUCGGGCAUGAGAAGCCCAUCGACGCCCGUGCUCGACGAUACCGUGCUGGCAGAAGAGGUCGACAUGGAGCUGAGACGAAGAAGGGAGCAGGAAAAGGCGACUAAGGAAAGGAUGGAUAAGCGGACGCUGAGCAAUGACACCAACGCCCUGCGCGGAGGAGGGGCCAGGGCAAUGAUGAGACAGCUCGAGGAGGCCGAAAAGAAGGAGAGGCGCGCCGACUUGCAGAGGAGACGGUCCAGCGAGACGCAUAUACACCGUCCCAAGGUCUCUUCGCCUCCUUCGAAGGAGCCUGAGCCUGUCCCUGUCCAGAUGGGUGCCGUGAAAGACGUACCGGCAAAGCCAUUCACGCCACCACCUAGAUUGAACUCACCCGAUGUCAUGGUCAGCCAGCCCCCCAUCAAACGCACGCAGUCACCCUUGGAGGCUCUCCGGGCGCGGAGUCCUUUCAAGAGGACAGACUCGAGCAACUCUAACGAAGGUCGUUCGACGCCACCAGCUGUGGAGAACGCCACGUCCUCCUCCCCUCAUUCGUCUUCUCCCUUGAAGAAGUCAGCACCUCUGCCAGCGGAGAGCCGACCGGCUGCUGAAGUAGCCAAGGCGACCUCUGGUGCUGCUAUCGAGAAGACAGGAUCGACUUCUGACCAGCCUUCACUCCUGAUCCGACGAGAGCUCUCGCUAGGCAUUCCCUUGCACAAUGCCCGAAGCGGCAGCGGCUCUCCCUCUCUACAGCUUCCGCAAGCAGGAGGAACAGGGUCGUCACGAGGAUCCUCUUCUUCUCAUAAAGGCAAAGAGGCUAUAGAGACCCCAUCGGACAGCAGCAGCAGCUUAGUUAAGGACAGUGGCAGCCUACGGCAACCGCACGCACGGUCUCACGCAAGCCUUCCUCGAUAUGGCUCUCCGCUAGGUGGUGCAGAGCCGAGUCUGGGCAUGCGACCCGAUCCCGCAAAGGUUUCGAGGCGGCACUCGGCUUUCGUUGGCAAUGGAAACGGCACUGUCCCAGGUACUUCAUCGCCCUUGGCAUCAAGCGGUCGACAUAGCGACGAGGUUGAUAGGAGAGGAGCAGCGAGCAGCAGCAGUGGGCUGCACACGGUCAAGGCUCCCCAGAUCAGCGAGGAAGCGGCAGCAAGACGCGAGCGGGAAAGGGGCGACUCAAAGCUUGGUCGUGCAAAGACGUGGGGCCAUAGCCUCUUUGGCAAGAUGCGGCCGUGAUAGAUGACCUCACUUUCUUUGUGCAUUCCCCUGCCUGCUCCUAUCCACUGUUGUAAAGAUAUUGCUGAGAUAAUCUCAUCUCGUUUUCUCGUCCUCUGGCAGUGUCUGAUGAUGGUGGCCAAUACUGUGAGUGGCAGAUAGCCACAAUGCAAGCAUUUUUCCAGCGGGUCUGUCUGUUCGUGGAUAUCUGCGUCCAGGAACCCAAUAAUUAGCCAAGCUAGGAACA